This is a messenger RNA of Drosophila bipectinata, 599 nucleotides long. RefSeq names its product ribosomal protein L40 (gene RpL40). NCBI's taxonomy places the organism in Eukaryota, Metazoa, Arthropoda, Insecta, Diptera, Drosophilidae. The record is from RefSeq and is a predicted model, not a curated record. Gene Ontology annotation, biological process: protein ubiquitination; modification-dependent protein catabolic process; translation. Gene Ontology annotation, cellular component: ribosome; cytoplasm; nucleus. Gene Ontology annotation, molecular function: structural constituent of ribosome; protein tag activity; ubiquitin protein ligase binding.
UUUCGACACCUCUAAUUUAGGAAGGGGCACUCUUUUCUUCUUCUGGUACGAUUUUAGGCAGCACGUUUUCUCUGCCGUCACCAUGCAAAUCUUCGUGAAAACCCUCACUGGCAAGACCAUCACCCUCGAGGUUGAGCCUUCGGACACCAUCGAGAAUGUGAAGGCCAAGAUCCAGGACAAAGAAGGUAUCCCCCCAGAUCAGCAGCGUCUGAUCUUUGCCGGCAAGCAGCUGGAGGAUGGCCGCACCCUUUCGGACUACAACAUCCAGAAGGAGUCGACCCUGCAUCUGGUGCUCCGUCUGCGCGGUGGUAUCAUUGAGCCUUCGCUCCGCAUCCUGGCCCAGAAGUACAACUGCGACAAGAUGAUCUGCCGCAAGUGCUACGCUCGUCUGCACCCUCGUGCCACCAACUGCCGCAAGAAGAAGUGUGGACACACCAACAACCUGCGUCCCAAGAAGAAGUUGAAGUAGACUAAAGAUCACAUCUGCUCCAAUUGGCUUUUUGCGCUCCCUCUGAGGAUAGAUCUUCGAAGUAAAUACAUGUACAUUUUGUAAAACAUCCGAAAAAUGUAAAAUUUAUUUCGCUACGAGGCGCAGCGCA